AUGUCUUCUCACAAGACUUUCAAGAUUAAGCAGUUCCUGGUCAGCAAACAAAAGCAAAAUCGUCCUAUUCCCCAGUGGAUUCGGAUGAAAACUGGUAAUAAAAUCAGGUACAACUCCAACAGGAGACAUUGGAGAUGAACCAAGCUAGGUCUAUAAGGAAUUGCACAUGAGAUGGCACACAUAUUUAUGCUGCCUGAAGGUCACAAUCCCGUUACCAUAUCAAGCUGGAAAUGUCACCACUAUCUGGAGAGUUCGACAUGUUUUCCUCUCUGAAUCUGUUAUAAACACAUUGAUUGGCUGGGUUCAGUAAUAAAUAUGUCAGGCCUUUCAUUAAAAA
Macaca mulatta (Rhesus monkey) is the source of this 337-nucleotide messenger RNA. NCBI's taxonomy places the organism in Eukaryota, Metazoa, Chordata, Mammalia, Primates, Cercopithecidae. The record is from RefSeq and is a predicted model, not a curated record.